This is a messenger RNA of Didymodactylos carnosus, 1395 nucleotides long. The record is from the annotation of a GenBank genome assembly. NCBI's taxonomy places the organism in Eukaryota, Metazoa, Rotifera, Eurotatoria, Philodinida, Philodinidae.
AUGAUUAAAAGUUUGUCGAACAUUGCUGGAGAAGAAGAAGAACAAAAAGAAAUCAAAAAUGUUGAUUUGUCAACAUCAGUAGUUGAUGAAAUAAGUAUUUAUAAUAUACACACCAAAUUUCAGCAUAACAUUAUCUUAUUUUGGAUAUCGGUUACGGUUAUACUUUCCCCUUUUGCCGACACUAUAUUUUUACCAGCAAUACAUACUAUAGCACUAGAUUUGAAAACAAAUGAUGAACUUGUUACUCUUACUGUGUCUGUAUCUCUGAUUUCUAAUGGUAUCAGUUGUCUUAUAUGGGGUGUCAUUUCUGAUCGAUAUGGUCGAAACAUAACAAUGCGAAUUGGUUUAGCAUUAUUUAUUAUAUUUUCGAUUAUUUGUGGUUGUGCACCAAACAUUACAGUUUUAAUUAUAUUCCGUGUACUACAAGGCGCUACGGUAUCCGUCACAGUGAUUGUUGGACAAGGUGUGAUAGCCGAUAUUUAUCCUCCUGGUGAACGUGGAUGGGCUACAGGUAUUUUUUUUGUACCAGUUUUGGUAGGAGCCGUAGGGGGACCUGCAAUUGGUGGUCCACUAACAUAUUUUUUUGGUUGGAGAAGUACGUUUAUUUUAUUAGCUAUAAUUUCAAUUUUUAUACUAGUAGCUCAUGUGUUAAUUAUUCCGGAAACCCAUCAGUAUAAAGUUCUUGUGAAAUACUCAGAAAAGACAAUAAUUGAAAGUAGAGAUAUUUCAGAGCCGAGACUUGUUAAACCAUGGUUACCGUUAAUCUAUUUAACUGAUUUAACAAUUCUACUGUAUAUAGUAUCUGCAACCGUACCGUUUGCAUUCAUGAUGACUGAUCAAACUUUGUUAACAACUUUAUUAGCCCAAAAGCCUUACUCCUUUAAUGAAAUACAAACUGGUGUAUCAUUACUUCCCCUAGGUCUGGCUGCGAUUAUUGGGUGCUUCCUCGGAGGGGCAUUAUCUGACAAAGCAAAUCAUUACUAUACAAAUAAUAUACCAGAAGGUCGAUUAGUACCAGGACUUAUAGGUCUUAUUUUGGUUCCAUUUGGACUCGCCAUGUAUGGCUGGAGCUUUUAUUUUAGAUUAAACGCUAUUUUGCCAAUUCUAAGUGCCACUAUAGUAGCAUUCGGACAAUCCAUAUAUCGUCCAGGAGUUUCUUCAUAUUUAACCGUGACAAAGCAACAACAUGCAGCAACUAUUGUCUCUGUAAAUACUUUCUUAAAUCAUUCUAUCGCAGGGAUAUCCAUUUUAGUAGCGGUACUCAUUUAUCCUACAAUUAAUAUAGGCAUGUUUUUUACAAUUCUAUCUGGUAUUAAUAUAGCUGCCAUUAUACCAGCGUGUGCAUUAACAGUUACAAGAAUACGGUCGUAUAAUAAAAACUAUCAGCCCAUAUGA